GUCGGGGCUGGGGGGCCCGCGAGGAGAAUGCUGAUGAGGGAAGGCGCUGCAUUGGAUAGAGGGCCCACCCCGGGGCCAUCCCCUCCACCACACCAUGCCACCGCCCUGCCCAGGCAGCCCUUGGGCACAGCAGCCCACGGAGACAAGAAGCGGGGAGACCUGGGGAGAAGGCUGUGGAGCUGGGGGAGAUGGCUACAAAGAUGAAGAAAAAUGCAGAGAAACAGCAAAACCGAGGUGGGCAAAGGUCCACAAACCCCACAAGGACAAGGACAGGGAAAAGCCCCGUGAAAAGAGAGAAAGGCCCAUCGAGACAAGGGAGCAGACCAAGCAAAGGACCUCAGAGAGAAGGGCAGCUCCAGGACACAGCCCCCUGGGAAAAUGGGGACAGGGGGCAGCUUGUGGAUUUAGAGAGCCACUUGGGAAGAUGGGAACAGGAGGCAGCUCGAGGACACAGAGAGCUCUCCAUGAGGAUGGGGACAAGGGGCAGCUCGUGGACUCAGAGAGCCCACCAGGAAGAUAGAGAGAGGCCCAUGGGAACAGAAAGCACUCCUCAGACACAGGGAGUUUGUCCAUGGUGACAGCAGAAGGCCACGGGCAGGAGGAGAGGCCCACAGAAAUGGGAAUAAGGACACAUGUCACAAAGACAGGGAGGAGGGCCAAAGAGAGUGGGAGAAUGUCAUAGAAAUGGGGGGAGGCCCAAAGACACCAGGGAACCCACAAAGACAAGGAUGCGGACACAAGAGGCCCACUGAGGCAGGAGCAGCCAGCUCAUGGAGACAGGGGAGAAGCCCCCAGAAAUAGAAGUACCGCCAUGGAGGCGAAGGGAUGGGUGCUCCCCUCUCCUUGGGUUCAGGGAGAAGCUCCGGAAACGUGUACAACAGCCCUGAGGGCCAGACGGGGAGGGUCCCCAUGGACACACGGGGACUCCACCUUCCCUGAGCUGUGGGGGUGCAGCCUGGAAGGAAGCAGAGACGAGUCCAUCCGCUACAAGGUCACUUCCUGCAGGGGGUCCUGCGGCUCAACUUCCCCGCCCUCGCCCUCCGGAGGUCGCGUGCCUCAACUUCUCCGACUUUCCCCUCCACCCUGCCGCGGCUCCCCAGCGUCCUCCCCAAGAUGGCGCCCGCAGCCUCGCUCCGCCUCCUGACGUCAUCGCGCUGGCCUGUCGUCUCGAGCUGCCAGGAGGAGUCGACGAGGAGCCCAGGGCCUCACUGCCGCCAUGACUGAGGAGUCAGAAGAGACGGUUCUCUACAUUGAGCACCGCUAUGUCUGCUCUGAGUGCAACCAGCUCUAUGGAUCCCUGGAGGAGGUGCUCAUGCACCAGAACUCCCACGUGCCCCAGCAGCACUUUGAGCUGGUGGGCGUGGCCGACCCUGGAGUCACUGUGGCCACAGAGGCAGCUUCUGGCACUGGCCUCUAUCAGACCAUAGUGCAGGAGAGCCAGUACCAGUGCCUGGAGUGCGGGCAGCUGCUGAUGUCACCCAGCCAGCUCCUGGAGCAUCAGGAGCUGCACCUGAAGAUGAUGGCACCCCAGGAGGCAGUGCCAGCUGAGCCACCACCCAAGGCACCCCCACUGAGCUCCAGUACCAUCCACUACGAGUGUGUGGAUUGCAAGGCUCUCUUUGCCAGCCAGGAGCUCUGGCUGAACCACCGGCAGACGCACCUCCGGGCCACUCCCACCAAGCCUCAAGCUCCAGUUGUCCUGGGGUCCCCAGUUGUCCUAGGGCCCCCUGUGGGCCAGGCCCGCGUGGCCGUGGAGCACUCCUACCGCAAGGCAGAAGAGGGUGGUGAGGGGGCAGUUGUGCCCUCUGCCGCUGCCACCACCACUGAGGUGGUGACUGAGGUAGAGCUGCUCCUCUACAAGUGCUCGGAAUGCUCCCAGCUCUUCCAGCUGCCAGCCGACUUCCUGGAGCACCAAGCCACCCAUUUUCCUGCUGCUGCCCCAGAGUCUGAGGAGCCUGCCUUGCAGCAAGAGACCCUGAAUCCAUCACCUGCAGAGGUGCCUGUGUCUCAGCCUGACCCCCUGCCAUCCUCUGAUCACAGUUAUGAGCUACGCAAUGGUGAAGCCAUUGGUCGAGACCGCCGGGGGCGUAAGGCCCGGAAGAACAACAAUGGAGAGCCAGGUGGGGCAGCCACCCAGGAGCUCUUUUGUUCAGCCUGUGACCAGCUCUUUCUUUCGCCUCACCAGCUACAGCAGCACCUACGGAGUCACCGGGAGGGCAUCUUUAAGUGCCCCUUGUGCAGUCGUGUCUUCCCCAGCCCAUCCAGUCUGGACCAGCAUCUUGGUGACCACAGCAGCGAGUCUCACUUCUUGUGUGUGGACUGUGGCCUGGCUUUUGGCACAGAGGCACUCCUCCUGGCCCACCGGCGAGCCCACACUCCAAAUCCUCUGCAUUCGUGUCCAUGUGGAAAGACCUUUGUCAAUCUCACCAAGUUCCUUUAUCACCGGCGUACCCAUGGGGUGGGGGGUGUUCCUCUGCCCACAACACCAGUUCCACCAGAGGAGCCUGUCAUUGGUUUCCCUGAGCCAGCCCCAGCAGAGACUGGAGAGCCAGAGGCCCCAGAGCCCCCCACGUCUGAGGAGAGCUCAGCAGGGCCUGCUGCCCCAGGCACCUACCGCUGCCUCCUGUGCAGCCGUGAAUUUGGCAAAGCAUUGCAGCUGACCCGGCACCAGCGUUUUGUGCACCGGCUGGAACGGCGCCAUAAGUGUGGCAUUUGUGGAAAGAUGUUUAAGAAGAAGUCUCAUGUGCGUAACCACCUCCGCACACACACAGGCGAACGGCCCUUCCCCUGCCCGGACUGCUCCAAGCCCUUCAACUCACCUGCCAACCUGGCCCGCCACAGGCUCACACACACAGGGGAGCGGCCCUACCGGUGUGGGGACUGCGGCAAAGCUUUUACACAAAGCUCCACGCUGAGGCAGCACCGCCUGGUGCAUGCCCAGCACUUCCCCUAUCGCUGCCAGGAGUGCGGAGUGCGUUUUCAUCGCCCCUACCGCCUGCUUAUGCACCGCUACCACCACACAGGCGAGUACCCCUAUAAGUGUCGCGAGUGUCCCCGCUCUUUCCUGCUGCGCCGACUGCUGGAGGUGCACCAGCUUGUGGCCCAUGCUGGGCGCCAGCCCCACCGCUGCUCAUCCUGUGGGGCUGCCUUCCCUUCCUCACUGCGGCUCCGCGAGCACCGCUGUGCAGCUGCUGCUGCCCAGGCCCCACGGCGCUUUGAGUGUGGCACCUGUGGCAAGAAAGUAGGCUCUGCUGCUCGGCUGCAAGCACAUGAGGCAGCCCAUGCAGCUGCAGGGCCUGGAGAGGUCCUGGCUAAGGAGCCCCCAGCCCCUAGGGCCCCAAGGGCCACUCGCACCCCAGUUGUCUCCCCAACAACCCUUGGAGGCACUGCUACUGCGGCCCCUGCAGCCCCUGCCCGACGCCGGGGCCUGGAGUGCAGUGAGUGCAAGAAGCUAUUCAGCACAGAGACAUCACUGCAGGUACACCGGCGCAUCCACACAGGCGAGCGGCCAUACCCGUGUCCAGACUGUGGCAAGGCCUUCCGUCAGAGUACCCACCUGAAGGACCACCGGCGCCUGCACACAGGUGAGCGGCCCUUUGCUUGUGAAGUGUGUGGCAAGGCCUUUGCCAUCUCCAUGCGUCUGGCAGAACAUCGCCGCAUUCACACAGGUGAACGGCCCUACUCCUGCCCCGACUGUGGCAAGAGCUACCGUUCCUUCUCCAACCUAUGGAAGCACCGAAAGACCCACCAGCAGCAGCAUCAGGCAGCUGUGCGGCAGCAGCUGGCAGAAGCGGAGGCCGCUGUAGGCUUGGCUGUGAUGGAGACUGCAGUGGAGGCACUGCCCUUGGUGGAGGCCAUUGAGAUCUACCCUCUGGCUGAGGCGGAGGGGGUCCAGAUCAGUGGCUGACCCUGCCCCAUUGCCCUCUUCAGCACUGCCAUGCUCUGUUGCUGAAGAACGUCCUCCAGUAUCCCCUUAAAUUUCUGUACAUACUGUCCCCUUCUUUCACCCCUCCCAAUCACCACAUAAGUUCUGUAACUGAAUUUGGUCUUUCUCCUGAGGGGGGCUGUAGAGUCCUUGAUAUGCAUAAAGGUGCGCCCCCUUCCGUCUGUUAGCAUUGGUGGCUACACGGUGAAACAGUCAAUAAAGACUGAGUUGGACAUUUA
Molecule: messenger RNA, 4164 nt
Organism: Equus quagga
Lineage: Eukaryota; Metazoa; Chordata; Mammalia; Perissodactyla; Equidae
Gene: ZNF574
Product: zinc finger protein 574
Exons: 4
Coding region: 1217-3907 (896 amino acids)
Cellular component (GO): nucleus
Source: RefSeq, a predicted model, not a curated record